Molecule: messenger RNA, 2839 nt
Organism: Dioscorea cayenensis subsp. rotundata (Guinea yam)
Lineage: Eukaryota; Viridiplantae; Streptophyta; Magnoliopsida; Dioscoreales; Dioscoreaceae
Product: U-box domain-containing protein 33-like
Exons: 8
Coding region: 83-2641 (852 amino acids)
Biological process (GO): protein phosphorylation; protein ubiquitination
Molecular function (GO): ATP binding; ubiquitin-protein transferase activity; protein kinase activity
Source: RefSeq, a predicted model, not a curated record
GUGCUCGAUAGAGAGAGAGAGAGCUUUGUGUACAAAAGAGAGCCACUCCAUCUCCUCCUCUUCCUCUCCCUCUCCCUCAUUCAUGGAGCUCCUUAGCCCCUCUUUGCCGCCGAAUCCGGCCGCCGUACGCUUCGUCGGAACCCCUCCUCGAGUCCCUACCAGAAGCACCUUGAGCUCCCCCGUUGCCUCGCCAUCUCCAAGGAUCGUAGAUGGCCCUGAGAAUAGAGUCUACGUUGCUGUCGGGAAAUCACCGGAGAAGACCGCCGCCUUGCUGAGAUGGACUUUCCGGCGCUUCCGGUGCAAACAAGUGUGGAUUGUCCACGUUCACCAACCUUCUUCGACGAUCCCCACUCUUUUAGGAAGGCUUCCUGUGAGUCAAGCAAAUGAUGACCUUGUGUCUGCAUACCGAAAAGUAGAGAGGGAAGACGCAAAGAAAGCUCUGUUGAGUUAUUUAACCAUCUGUUACCGAGAACAGGUUCAAGGAAAGAUCAUUAUGACUGAGGCUGGACAGAUUACAGAGGGAAUUUUAGACGUGGUGACCAAGCAUAAGAUUCACAAACUUGUAGUGGGAGAAAUACCAGAUAGCUGCUUCAAGGUAAAAGGGAGGUCCAGCUUGACAACUUAUAUUGCCAAAAAGGCUCCUCCUUUCUGUGAGAUCUGGUUUGUAGCCAAAGGAAAGCUUGUCUGGGCAAAGGAUGCCAGUGAGUUUGCAAAUUCUGAGCUGACUGAUUUUAGAUCAGAUACUUCUGUGAUUGGGGAUUCGGAAAGAUACUCUUUAAGUUCCCUGCAAAGUCCUCUCAGUAAGGCCACUCUUCAUGAAGAAGUUAGAUGCAAUUCUUUAGCCAUGCGUGAUCUAGCAGAAGAAGCUAGAAACAUAGUCCUGAAUAAAAUACAUGAUGUGGAAAUAGCUGUGUCUCCAUCUAUUUCCAGUACUGUGGAUACUCCAAAUCUUUGCGAGUCACGAAAUUCAACAUCUUUGGCCAGUGCAUCUUCCUUUUUUGCUUCCCCUGUGGAUGGCAGGUCCAUGCCAUCAUUCAGCAUCCAGGAGCCAGAUAUGGAAGUUUGGCACGAAAUUAUGGAAUAUUCAAUGAUGAACAUCGGGCAAUCAAAGCAACAGGCAUUCACUGAAUACAAGAAGUGCAAAGAAUUGGAGGCAGAAAUGGCCAAAGCUCUUUACAGGGAUAAAACUUUUGAGGCUGCUCUUCACCGGGAAACCAAAUUAAGACGAGUCUUUGAUGAUGAACUAAGUGCUACCAAGAAAAAACAACAAUUGCUUGUUCACCAAACAAAUGAAACCACGAGAGAACUGGAAAACACCAUGAGAAAUGUAACUCUCCUUAAUCAAUAUGCCCAAGAAGUUGCUCAGCAGAGAGAUAAUGCAGCUGAACAAUUGGAUCUCAUCCAAGCAUCUAUAAUGGCUCUGAACAUUGACAAUCAAAGUGUCCAAGCUGAGAGAGAGGCAGUCAUUAAAAACCUUGAGGAGUGGAAAUAUAAGAACUCUGCUGGAUUUCGUAGAUGCAAAAGAGUUAUUGAUUAUGGUGUUGAUCAUUUUAACUUCACGGAAUUUUCAUUUUCUGAUCUGCAAGCUGCAACCUGUGAGUUUUCAGAGUGCUUUAAACUAGGAAAAGGGGGCUACGGAUCUGUUGUCUAUAAGGGAGAGAUCCUUAGUAGAACUGUGGCAAUUAAAAACUUAGAUCCACAUAAUGUUUAUGGUCAAUCAGAAUUUCAACAAGAGGUUUAUGUUCUUAGCAAACUGAGACAUCCCCAUCUGGUGACUUUGGUUGGUGUGUGCCCAGAAGCCCUGUCUCUUGUCUAUGAGUAUCUGCCCAAUGGAACACUUCAUGAUCACCUAUUUUGCCGAACUUCCAUGACUCCAUUAACCUGGAGGGUCCGUGCAAGCAUUGCUGCUCAAAUCUCAAGUGCGCUUCUCUUCUUGCACACAUCCAAGCCUGAGAAGAUCAUCCAUGGUGAUCUCAAGCCUGAGAACAUCUUCCUGGAUUCCGACUUCAACUGCAAGAUUGGUGAUUUCAGAAUUUGCCGUCUAGUUCCCCAGGAAACAAGACACUGUCCCUUGUUCUGCCGUAUUACCAAGCCUCAGGGUCUAUUCCCUUACGCCGAUCCUGAGUGCCAAAAGACCGGAGACUUGACACCAAAAUCUGAUGCUUAUGCAUUUGGAAUUAUAGUCCUCCAGCUACUCACGGGAAAGCCCCCACUAGGCUUGGCCAGUGAGGUUCGCCGUGCAAUCUCAACCGGGAAAUUGCCAUCUCUUCUUGAUCAAACUGCUGGAGAGUGGCCUAUAUCUACAGCAACAAAGCUAGCAGAGAUUGGGCUACAAUGCGCAGAAGUGAAUAGUCGGGACCGCCUUGAACUGACUCCCGUGGUUGUAAAGGAGUUGGAAGAUUUGCACUCUAUGGAGGAACGGCCCGUCCCGUCAAUCUUUCUAUGUCCAAUUCUUAAGGAAAUCAUGCAUGAUCCGCAUGUGGCUGCAGAUGGUUUCACUUAUGAAGGAAGUGCACUGCGGGGGUGGUUCCAAGAUGGCUGGAAAACUUCUCCGAUGACCAAUCUGAAACUAGAACACUUGAAUCUUAUUCCUAAUAAUGCUCUCAGGAUUGCCAUCCAGGACUGGCUUUGCCAGCCUUGAAUCCAAAUUACUAAGCAUCUUCCCUGUAUUAUAUCCAUUGUAGCCUAUAGUAUGUUUACGGCAAUGUACAUAUGUUGUAUGAAUGUAAUAGGGAAGCUAUCAAGAUUCAGAAUAUAACAGUGUUAUAGGCUUCAUCCAAAUGGUCUUGUAUACAGAUGAUUUUUUCUUCAUUUAUGAUUUUUAUGUAUUUAUUUCAGC